AAGAAUUAGCAAUAACACAAUUUUCACAAUCCAUUCCUGGAACUCCAUCACCAAGAAAGAUUCCUUUGCCAACAAGUCCCGCUUCUCCUACACCAAGAAGAAUUCCCUUACCUACGAACAGUGAUAAUGAAGAUUCGGAUGCGACGGUGAGUGACGUCGAUGAAGAGAAAGAAAUUGCAGUUCCGGAUAGCACUAACAGAGCAGAAAUACACGAUAUUCAUGAUGUUUCACUCGGCUCUUCGAAAAGAACUUCAAAUUUGAAUGCAUCUGGUAGUUCUGAGGACAAUGAGAUACACCAAUUCAAUCUGAAAACUCUUAGUCUUCUCGAAUACAUGUUACGGUUAAGUGCCUUGGAGGUUUGUGAGCAAACUAAUCAUCUUGAGAUAGCUGACGAAAAAAUCAACUUAUUCCUUAAAGAUGACGAUUCAACUGGAAGUUCUUCUACUUCUACUGUUUCUGCAACAACUCCAGAAUCAACUCCAUCUAAAGCUACGCCUC
Racocetra fulgida is the source of this 498-nucleotide messenger RNA. The record is from the annotation of a GenBank genome assembly. NCBI's taxonomy places the organism in Eukaryota, Fungi, Glomeromycota, Glomeromycetes, Diversisporales, Gigasporaceae.